UCACAUUGUUUUGAACAUUUUUAAGGUGAACGGAUCGCGCGCGUCGUUUGCAGGCGAGAAGAAAAAAAACCAACACAACAACAACGGCGGCAGAGCGAUUAAACAAACGCCGCCAAAACACACACAACGAAAAAAAUUAUUGUUAGUAUCUGAAAAAAAAAGCAAGUGCCCCCGCCCCUUUUCCCCAUCUCAUUGUGUGUGUGAGUGUGCGUGCCAUCAUCGGCGUAAUUCUGUGUGUGUGCGUGCGCGAUUGUAUCUGUGUGCGAAAGUGCAUUAAUUACACCAAUACCACGGUAGAUGCAGCAAUAACAACAACAGCUAGAGAAAGAAGAGUUAACGCAAAUCCAAAUACAAUAAAAUACAAACAAAAACACAGGCAAAAAGCAAAUGGAAAUCGAGCAACAAAAUAAAAGGCCAAUAAAUAUUAAAAAUUAAAUUUUUUUAUUGUUCCCUAUAAAUUUUGUGAUGCUCUUUCUGCUGAAUGAAAUUCGCAGGGAGUUUGCAGCUAAAAUUCUCCCCAACAUCUUAAGUGCAUAAAUACACAAAAAAUAACAGAAAAUACACCCACUAAAAGAAAUUAUUUAAAAUCGUGUAAAUUUGAACUCGGAUCUGUUUUUUCGGAUCGGUACGCAGAAUAAGCAGAACUCAACGGGCGCGCCAGUACCUUUUUGAAGGUUUUCGAAGUAGAGGCGAAAGGAAAAGCUAUUUCCACGAAAUAAAGCCAGUAAAAUGAGCAAGUUUCGAAUACAGUUCAACUCGGGUUUACAACAAAAAUAAAACAGCCAUCGAAAAAGGAUCCGAUGAUCAGCUAAGGAAAUCCGCUCCAAUGGUCUCUCAAGGCAAAUGUGCUAAAAAUGUGCAAGUAAAGCGAAAAUCUAACCAAAAGUAAUUGAAAGUAAGAAAUCCAUAAAAGCCCCCUAAUUAAACAAGCUGAAAAUCGUAACAAUCCCCAUACUGGAAUAUAUAAAAAAGUGCAUAAUGUUCAAUGGGAAGAGGGCUCCCAUUUAAAAUGAUGCCCCUCUAUACGACGCAAUGCUCCUUCUAAAUAGAAGAAGAUUCUGCUGUGAGUGUUCCGUUGUCGAAACAUGGUACGCGACAGUAGCCGCAACAUUUGUUUUGGAAAAUUAGCCGAAACUACGACGCCGCACCGCCAACAACAACAACAAACACAGCAGCUCCAACAACAAUUGGUUGUGGAUAGCAGCAGCACCAUUAAUCAUAACAACAAUAAUAACAACAUUAACAACAAAAACAAUCCGAAAUUGAUAAGGUCUACAGAGGAACCACCGACAAACAGCUACGAAAGGAACUACUUCGAUCGCCCCAGCAGCCGCUUAGUCAGUCAAUAUCAGGCGAGCAACUCCAAUUCUAACUCCAGUCCUUCACCCGUGAGCCCCUCCGCUUCAAUUUCCGUGUCCGUAUCCGCAUCGGCGGCAGGAGGAUCCUCCGAGAGGUCGCGCAACCGAGAUCGCCUGUACAGGAAUGGUUCUGCUAGCGGUCACAGCGGUGGCAUCAACAGCAGCGGCAACAGCAGCAACAUCCACAGCAACAGCAGCAACACGACGACGACGACAGCAGCCUGCACAGCUGGAGCUGGUGGAUCUGGAUGGGGAGCUGUGGCUGGAGGAUUGGUAGGAACAGGCGCUGGGGGGGCACCGCAAGCGCUAGGCGACCGGAGCAGCAGCCACAAUAUCCACCAGAACCAGCAGAGCGUGCGGGUGGCACCACCUCAGUCAUGGUACGAAGCCGCCGCUGCUGCAACGACGGCCCAAUUGAAAAGUCCUGGUGGCAGUGGCAAUGCCGGCGUCUCAUCAGCCAGUGGCUUUGCAAUGAGCAGCUCACCGAUCAACCAUCAUCAGCACCAGCAUCUGCAUCUUCAGAAUCCUCAACACCCGCACUACAGCAGCAGCCCAGCGGGGGGAGCCGAAGGGUUCUGCCCGUCUCCCGCACAAGGACAGAUACAGAUUCAAUCGCAGACCACGGCCGUGCAUCGGAGCGUGGCUUAUGCGGGAAGUGCUGCGGAUGACUCGCUGACCACCUCGCGCAAGAUGCUCCUGCACAGCAGCAAACACAAUAAGCUACUCAAAGGGGCGGGAGCAGCGGGCAGCGGAGGAGCACGCUCUGGUUCAGAAUCGCCAGGAGGAGCUACUCCAUUGAAGACGACAAGUACAAUCACAAACAAUAGUUUUAGUAGUAAUAGUUUAAAUAAUACAAUAGCCACAGCAGCUCCACUAAUGCCCACCAUAGCAUCUGAAGCAACUGGAGCUGCAGGGUCGGUAGGAUUAGGAUCUGGAGCAGCAGCGGGAGCAGGUUCCCAUUCCGGCUCCGGCUCAGCUACCAGCGGUGACAUUCUAAAUGUAGCCGCUGCUCUGGCCGCCGCCGUGGACAACGGGAUGCCAACGCAUCCGAUUCGGACGCGGCACAACCUACACGGACGCAGCACAACCUCCUCCAGUCGUUCGCACUCGCGGUCGCCGAGCAGCUACAGCAGUUCGCACAGCUCCUCUUCCUCAUCGCACUCCUCCUCCCACUCGCACGCGUCCAGCCCCGUCCAAUCCACGGGCAAUUGUGCGAUGGCGGAGGGGCGUAGCGGGCGUAGUCUCCAAUCCGUCGCCGUAACCAGCAACUCUUCAAAUCCCAGUGGCAAUGCUGGCACCGCCAGCAGCGCAGGCGGCGGCGGAGGCUGUGGCUCCAGUUCAUCUUCGAGCAGUAGCUCUAGUUCCAGCGGAUCCUCUUCCUGUCUGACGGCCAAUCCCGUGGUGCAUUCCGAAGACAAUCGGCCGCUGGCGAUACGUGUUCGCAACCUUCCCGCCCGUUCAUCGGACACAUCCCUUAAGGAUGGUCUCUUCCAUGAGUACAAAAAGCACGGCAAGGUCACGUGGGUCAAGGUGGUGGGACAAAACUCAGAGCGCUAUGCUUUGGUUUGCUUUAAAAAGCCGGAUGACGUCGAAAAAGCACUGGAGGUAUCCCAUGACAAACACUUCUUCGGCUGCAAGAUUGAGGUGGAACCGUACCAGGGCUACGAUGUCGAGGACAACGAGUUCCGACCCUACGAAGCCGAGCUGGAUGAGUACCAUCCAAAAUCUACGAGGACGCUCUUCAUCGGGAACCUGGAAAAGGACAUUACCGCUGGCGAGCUUCGAGGGCACUUUGAGGGUUUUGGUGAGAUCAUAGAGAUCGAUAUCAAAAAGCAGGGCCUGAACGCCUACGCGUUCUGUCAGUACUCGGACAUUGUUUCCGUGGUGAAGGCAAUGCGCAAAAUGGAUGGCGAGCACUUGGGCAGUAACCGCAUCAAGCUGGGCUUCGGCAAAUCCAUGCCCACCAACUGCGUCUGGAUCGAUGGCGUGGCCGAGAAGGUGUCAGAGCCUUUUCUUCAGUCACAGUUCACGCGAUUUGGAACUGUGACCAAAGUCAGCAUCGAUCGAAAUAGACAGUUGGCCUUGGUUUUAUACGACCAGGUGCAGAAUGCCCAGGCCGCGGUAAAAGACAUGCGCGGAACGAUCAUGCGGGGCAGGAAGCUGCAAGUGGAUUUUGCGUCGAGGGAGUGUCAGGAUGCUUUUUACGACAAACAAGAGAAGCAGCAGCAACAACAGAGUGCUAGCUCUAACUCGCGCUUUAGUCGCUAUGAGUCGUCAUCCUCGUCGUCGCAAUCCAGAUCCCGCGCAUCAUCCUUCAGUCGCCACCAGAACAACUCAAACGACAGCUGCUCGCCCAGCAACACGCCGGGGGGAUCGAACAGUGGAACCGGCAUCGGAAGCAGUACAAGCAACCAAAGCACUACUGGCAUCAGCGGGAGCACUCUGUGCAACGCGAUGCCAGCUCCCAGUUUGGCGUCCGCCAUAGUAACCAGCAGUAGCAACUCUUUGGGCGCGGCGCCUGCAACUGCAUCCACGACCUCGGUGGUGGGCUCAUCCUCUAGUUUGAUGCCCGCAUCGCCGGCGGCUCUGGCGCAAAGGUAUCGUUUGGCUCGAAGCGCACGACAAACCGUCGAUUUUGACUUCAACGAUGUGGGUCGCCUCCGGUUUCGAAACUCUGAGGAGGUUGCAGGAGGUGCAGGAAAUCCCAUACAUGAUGAGGAAGUACGCUCCGACUCUCCGGUAAUCGGUCGACUGGGUCCGGCUGUAAAUUGCUUGACUGGCUCAGCAGGAGCCGGUGGGGAAUCCAUUGAUGGAACGUUAAGCAACACCCAAGUUGGUGGAGGAGCAAGUGCAGCGGCGUGUGGGGUAGCAGCAUUCACAGGAUCUGGCAGCAACAACCUGAGCAGGAGACGUUGCGAGCAACUUGAGGAAUGCCCGUCCAGUGGUGAUGAGGGCGUGGUCAGUCCGCGUAAGCGCAUAAAAAUGGAUUACCACCAUCACCACCAUCAUUCCAAUGCCAGCGGGCUGGAGUCCACUGGCGAGCACAGUAGCAUCAACAAACCCAGCACUCUCUCCCUGUCCAACUGUGAUGUAAUACACGACCCCCUUAACCGCAAGAGCGAAAUUCGGCGGGUCUCCGAGACCCCUAGUGGUUCCCCCAGCAUGAAGUUUCCCGGUCAUUUGCCGUCGGCUCCACCAUCCAUGAUGCUCACCUGCCGUCGCCCGUCCAUCGAUGUGGGAGCCCUGUCGGCGCUUUCUAGUUCCUCGGCUUUUCGCCACGGACUCGUGGGAGCCAGCAGUAUGGAUCAGCAGCACAUUAUGAACGCCUCGUUGGCGGCUAAGAGGAGACGAGUGACCACUACAAUGCAGCAGCCCAGCUUAUCCUCAACCAGCAAUAGUUCUGGUGGACCUGGUUUGGGCGGGAUUAGUAGUCUCACGCCGGCGGAUGACUAUCAUCAUCAUGUUUCCAGAGGCAGGGGUCAUCAGCUACAUUCCCAUCAUUCACACGAGGCCAGCGGAGGAGAGAGUGCGGAUGGAUCUCGUCCUGGAACGCCACUGUGUGAUGAGCGACCUGAAGUGCUGCCCACAGAGCCACGACGCCUGCCCCCACCACGAGAAAGAGCGCGGGAAAGGGUACGGGAGAUUAUGUGGCUACCCCUGCCAAAGUUCGGAGUGCUAUUUUUCCAACAGCAGCAGUCCAGAGGAAGUGCAUGCGGAACGGGAAGCAGCUUCUUACAGCAGCAAUUGGGGGGAGGAUCCUCCGGAGGGUUGGGAGGCUUAGGAGCUCCUUCGACCUCGGCAUGUUCCCUCAGCAACUCUAGUCUAAACGCCAGCCAGGGAAUGGGCUCCAGUUCUGCCUCCGCAUUUCUGCCCAGCCCCUCUUCGCGAUACUGGCGUUCCUCCUCGCAUCACCAACACCACCAGCAUAAUCUUCAGCAGCAGUCGCAGCAAUUGCACGGGUCGUCGUCCUCUAACUCUGGUUUGAUGGCCAGUCCAGCGCGACCACGCUCACUGAGUUCCAACUCCAGUGAUUCGGAUGUACCUGGCCAAAAUGCAGGGGGAAGUCCCUCACUGGAUGAACGACUUCGUAACUUUGAGGAAAACUACGAGCGAUGGUCUGGCGGAAGCAGCAGAGAACAUGGUUCCGGUCACACGCCCUCGAGUGCCACUCCCUCCUGGCAGCUCUCCAUGCACUUGAAUUUAGGGACCGGCCUGAAUUCUCAUCAAGCGAGUUCGGGGUCCGGUAACAGCAACAGUUCAAGUGGAACCGUAUCCAGCUCCACAAGUAAUUCCCGGCAUAAGUUCCUGGACAUUGAUGAGCUGCAACCCUCAGACAUUGUUAAAUCCCUGCUGGCCAAGAAAAGUAUUUUUGAUGACGAUUUUCAGAGGUUGAAGAAAAACCAGUGGUACGAGCCAGCCGGCUCCGAUUUCGCAUUGGGUUCGAGUUCCGCCAAUGUCGUGAUAGGAUCUUCAUUGGGACCUAGUGUAUCCCGACAUCCUGGCGGCCCAUGCAGCGGGAACACCUCGCCAGCCUUGCCCAACCUCGCGGCAACCAAGACAACUCCUAUUAUUGGAAACUGUGGUGGUGUAUUGGCCAACUCGGCAAGUAGCAAAACUGCUGGAUUGCUCCAAAGGCUUAGCAGUUUAUCGCCCAUGAACUCCCCUCAAGCUUCGAUGUCGCCUUACAACAGUCCAUCGCCCUCCCCUUCGGUGGGUGGAGCAACACCCGCGAAUUUGGGACAGCUGACCAAGCCAACAGCACUGGGGGCAUCGAGUGGAGGAGUCAGUGGCGCAACUACCGCCCCUUCAUCCUCACCAGUUGCCAAUUCGGGACCCACCAAGGGACUGCAGUACCCAUUUCCCAGUCACCCGCCGUUGCCAAAUACCGCUGCGCCACCUCCAGCAGUGCAGCCAGCACCACCACCUCCUCCUGAAAUGGCAAAACAAUCAAGACCAGCUGGGCAGGCUUCUGGAAGCAAUCUGACCAAAAGUUUAAGCGUGCCAGAUGCUCCCCAACAGUCGCCAGCUAAAGUUCAUCUCCAAAAAUCUGCCUCAGUUCCAGGGAGCACCAACGUGAGCUCUACCUGCAUCUCAUCCUCAGGAUCAGCAACAUCGUCUGCGCCUGCGUCUGCAUCUGCAUCUACUUCGUCAUCAUCGUCCAACGGUAACAGUUCCUCAGCCACAGCGGCCACACAUGUACAAAAGAUACCACAGCCGAUCACCAUUGAGGAAGAGCAGUCGAAAAAGACUGCUACGUUGUCAUCACAAUCCUCAAGUUCUAGUUCCAAGAAGAGCAGCAGCAGUCACGACAAGUCCCAUAGCAAGCACAACAAUCGAUCGGACAGCGACAAGAAGAACAAAAAGUCGGAGAAAACUUCAUCAUCCUCCGGGUCCUCCGAUAAGCGAAAGAACUCGUCCACCUCGCAGUCCUCAAAGUCAGCUACUCCCCGCAUUGAAGACGACUCUAGUGAGCCCGAUGAGCAGUCGGAGAAAUCGGAAAAAGAACAGCGUCACGAGCGAGAGAAAAAAGAGCGUCAGGAAAAGGAAAAACGAGAAAAGGAUAUGCGUAAACAACUUGAGCGCGAGGAAAAGGAGCGCAAGGCCCUGCACGAGGAAAAGGAGAGGGAGGAUCGUAAGGCCAAAGAGGAAAAAGAAAAGGAACGGGAACGGGAGAGAAAAGUCCAAGACGAUCGGGAAAAGAAGGAACGAGAAGAGCGAGAGCUUAGAGAAAGAGAACAGCGCGAAAAGGAGCAAAAAGGAAAGGAGAUCAGAGAAAAAGAUCUGCGUGAAAAGGAGCAGAGAGAGAUAGACCUUCGAGAAAAAGAGGUGAGGGAAAAGGAGCUCCACCGCGAGAAGGAGCAUCGAGAAAGAGAGCAGCGAGAAAAGGAACAAACUCGACGCGCCGUGGAUGCCGAUCAAGAAGCUCGUAUGGGCAGGAUGCGCGAGCUCUCCUCGUACCACAAGAGCAAAGUGGAGGCGACCGCCGAAGCCAGCAGCUUUUACUCCCAUACCAACAACACGCCCUUAACCGCCGCCAGCGAUUGUCAGCACAACAAGGAAAACUCAGGGGAAGCCACUGCUCCCGCUACUCCGACUGCAGUUGCUCCGAUUCCAUCAGACAACGCCUCUAAAGAUCGCUCGCGGAAGUUAUCCAGAAAUUCUCCCGUGCGCCUCCAUAAGCGCCGCCUCAGCUCGCAAGAAAGCAACCAUAGUGCCGGAGGUGGCGGAGCAUGUGCAGGGUCCAGUCAUCAGAAUCAACAUGACGAUUAUGUGAAGCGCAUACGCAUGGAGAACUCCCAGAAUACAUCAAAUCAUAAUAGUAGCGACCGCCGGGACUCCAAGGACCACAAGAGCAGUAGUUCCAAGGAGGAGAAAAUUAGUAGUUCACACAACUCUAAGUCACAUGGUAGUGGAGGAAGUUCCUCCUUAUCGUCCAAGCAUCAUCGCCGGGAUAAGCAUCACUUGAAGAGCAGUGUUAGCUCCACAGAAACGAAUCCAUCCAUGGAGCUAAUGGUGGAUCCAAAUUCCCAAGCCAAGCAGCAAAUAAAUACAAGUGAGGAGGAGCAGCAUCCUCUACCUAAAAGAGAGAAGGAUAAGGAGCACUCCAGUAGUCACCAUCAUGGCAGUAGUACAUCCUCCAGGCACAAAAGUAAAAGGGAUCAUCAUCACCAUCGUGACAAGAAGCGACAUUCUGUGGCGGAAUCCACUAACACAGAUGAAGAGCAUACACCACAGCAGCAUAAUCCUCACAGGAGGACCUCUGCGGCGGGAAGCGGAUCCGCUGGAGAACUCAGCUCAGCAGCGACCAACACCUCAAGUGGAAAGCCCAAUCAUCAUCAUCACAGGCGAAGUGUCGACCGGAAAUGCUCUAGGGGAUCCGAUGAAGGUCAUACCUCUUCGUCAAAAUCGCUCCGCGCCAAACUAAUGAUGUUGAGCUCCGCAGACUCUGACGACACCGAUGAUGCCUCCAAAAAGCACUCCAUCUUCGACAUCCCUGACGAUUGUCCAAAUGUCUCAAUGUACGAUAAAGUAAAAGCCAGGAGCUGCAAGAAUAUGCAACGUCAGGCGGAGGAAAAGAAGAUAAAGGCCAAAUUCUCGCAGCUAAAGCAGUCUCGUGCCAAGAAAAAGCGCUCCACCAGCUAUGAUGGAGACUCGGACACGGAGUUUGAGGAUCGUCACCAUCGAAAUAGUGGCAGCAGCAGUUUCCAUGGUCGUUAUCCUGGACUAUCCAGCAGCGAUGACGAUGAAGAUGAGGAGCGCCACCAGCGACGAAUUUUCUCCGAUUCGGAUGCAGAGCUUGAAAAUCAGGACCACCAGGGAGCCAGCUCCAUGCCAGAUGCUAACAGGGUGCAUCAGAUGCAGCAGAAUCUGAGAAGACUGUGUGAUGGUGAUGAUAGUUCCGAAGAUGAGAUUAAAAGGAAUGUUAUGAAGCACAGCCAUCUCGGAAAGAGGAACUCGCACUCCACCAGGAUUGCCUCCGAUUCUGAGUCACAGUCCCAGCCUGCUCCUGAUUUGGCGAUAAAGCAAGAGCAGCCCGCAGCUCCCGCCCAGGAAAUCAAGCAAGAGCAUAUAUCCGACAGCGAACAGAAGUGUAAGUCCCGUCAUGAUUCGAAUUCCUCGAUGGAGGAGCGUAAGAUGAAGCCAGAAAGGGACAUAAAGAAGGAGUAUGGAGAUUUCUAUAAUUCAGCAUACGCCUACUCUGAUUCUGGAAAGCUCAAGGAUUACUCUCCAGAAAGUCGUAAAAAGCACAAGAAGAGCAAGAGGCGCCUCAAGUCUUCAUCCACAGUGGAGACAUCGGCUCCACCAACUCCUCUUUUGGUUACUCCAUCGACGCCAUCCAUCUUUGACGUCCAUUCAUCCUCCGAGUGCAAGACAAAGUUUGGUAGUUUUGACGAUCUCAAAACUGAAAGUGCUUCGCUUCCGUUAGAGGUUCUAGCCAGUGAUAGAAGAAAGCACAAGGAGCGGAAGGAAAAGAAACGCGAGAAACUGAGGAAUAUGGCAGAUACCAAUAACAGCACCACCGUAAGCGCCACUAAUACUCCUACCACCAAUGAUAUUAGCUUGGAGAAAUUGUCCAAGGAAGAGCGUCAUCGCUUGAAGAAGUCAAAGAAAUCGAAAAGCUUGGAUACCUCCUCUUCUACGAGAGUAUUCAACUCGGGUGGAGUUCAUCCUACUGCUUUGCCCCUGUCCGCUACGCCAACUUCGGCGGCUGCGAUAGUCACACCAUCGAAGAGGGGAGAAGAUAAAAUGGAGUUCAUCUUUGGCAUAAUUUCUGAUGAGGAAGAAUCCCAGUUUCCCGAUGAGCAAGGAGAAAGCAUAAAGGAUAUUACAGCAAGCUGUGUGUCUACAACGGGUCCCAUUGUGUCCGCUGCUUUGCAAACCUACAAACAGGAGCUUUCCACACCCACCAGCAAAAAUCAGGAAGCAUGUAUUCAACUGCCUGUGCAGGAGGAAGAGCUUCAGCAACCACAGCAGCCGGAAAGAAGUCGCCAGGCGGUAAGCACUUGCUCAUCUUCCCAUGCCGAUAGAGAGAGACACCGGAAGGAGAAGCGCGAGAAGAAGCGGCGCGAGAAAUCUCAACGAGAGCAACAACAUCAAGCACAGCAACAUUCCAUCAAGGCUGCAACUAAAAUGGAGGAUGAUAACAGUGUGGAUAUGGAUGAAGCAGGAAGAGCUCUAGAGGCACAACUAAUGAUUGACUUUGAUAGCAAGACGAUGCCAGAUGAACCAACUCCCUCAACAGCCACCACUUACAGAUCCGAUAUGGCAGAUGUGUUUCGUUUCUCUGACAACGAAGACAACAAUUCGGUGGAGAUGGUUAAACAGGGUACCAAACCGGAGCAGCCAGAGCAGCAUAAGAGCAAGGACAAAAAGAAGAAGAAGAAGCGAUCCAAAGAGGAAAAGCAGGAGAAAUUGCUGCAACAGCAGCAUCGCAGGGAAUCCUUGGGAAGUGUGGCUCCUACUUCAUCCGCACCUCCUACUCCUGGAAAGCUGACUGUCAACGUUCAAGCUGCUAGCAAGCAUGCAGACGAUCAGAUGGACGCCAAGCAUGCUUCAUCGCCACCACUUUGCAAACCAUCUCCAAGCUUGCCUUGCCUAAUAGGCGACGAUGACGAAGAUGUUUUGCCUACUCCAAAGCCGAAACCAACAACACCCACGAGAUCUGGAAGUGAUAGCCUGACUCCUUCGCGGGAGAAGCCACGCCUGAUAAGUCCAAUACCUAAAACUCCAACUAUAGCCAACAGUUCCAUGCUGUCCACUCAGUCUGCAGAGACUCCGGUGAGCAGUGGAGCUGGUGUGAGUACCUCCUCUGCUUUGGCCACAACGCCCACAUCUUCGAUAGCAGCAGGAGCCAGUGCGGCAGCAGGAGCUAGUGGAGCAGCAGAAGGUGUUGAAACUUCGCCUACCAGCGCAUCAGCUCAAAACAAGAAAAAGGAGAUCUUUAUACCCGGUUUCGAUGGCCAGCUGGAUGACAGAAUUAGUGAAUCAGCCGUGCAAUCUAUCUCAGUAGAGUUUAAUUCAUCAUCUCUUCUCGAUACAUUGGCAGAUGAGCCCAAAAUACCGGUGGCAUCGCCUUCAGGUGCGGCUAAACCUUUGGAUAAGUUGGAGGAUACCAAGUCUCGAGUGACUAUUUCGCAGGAGGAGACGGAGAGUGCCGUAUCCGCUCUCCUGGGUGAAAGUUUUGGCACUUCCUCCACUGCGGAUUACUCACUUGAUGGCAUGGAUGAAAUGAAUUCAGUAAAUGAGAUGGAAACUCCCGCUCUAGUGGUAGCAGAACCCGAUGAAGAGGCGGCCUUGGCCGCCAAGGCCAUAGAGGCAGCUGUGGAGCCUGCAGCCAACUUGGAGGAACCAGAAGUGGAACCUGAGCGACAACCAGAGCCCGAAGCUGAACCGGAAUCUGAACCAGUCGUUGGGGUCUUGGACCCCGAUGAAAUCAACAAGGCGGUACAAAGUUUGCGGCACGAGGAUAUGAUGGACAUCAAGGCUGAUACUCCGCAAUCAGAGAGAGAUCUGCAAAUUGAUACAGACACGGAAGAAAAUCCCGACGAGGCGGAUAGCAGUGGACCUAGUCUAAAGAUUGAUGAAACUGUUCAGAGCUCCUCGUCGCCGGAGAAGUCCAUCAGCAAUAGCUCUGUGAGAGAACCGCCAAAGGUGGACAUGCCUCAGGUGGAGUCUAAACCCAAGGCAAGCAAGGACACCGCACCCCAACUUUCGGUGAUUACCAAGUUGUCAUCCUUGGAGCCACAGAAGCCACAGCCGGCCACGCCCGUGAAGAUUGAACCACCAACUAUCAGUAAGCUUCAACAACCUUUGGUGCAGCCUGUGCACACCGUGUUACCUGCUCCGCAUUCAGCUGGAAGCGGGAUAAAUCCAACACCCGUCAUCAACCUGGAUCUUUCCAAUGUGAUGAGCAACUGCUCCAGCUCCAGCACCGCUUCUACAACAGCUUCAACUUCAGCUUCCCUCUCAUUUGGAAGUCCAACUCCCAGUCAGAAUAUUAUGCCACAAGCUUCGACUCCCAAGCAGUCUCCGCUUACACCACAUCAAACACUGCGGACGCAAUCCUUGAUUAUGCAACCACCAACGAUAUCCAUACCAGAGCCGACACCCCACUUUGUGGUGCCCCAAAUGGUGUUGUCUCCGCAUCAGCAACAGCAGUCCCAUCAUUCCCAGCAGCCUGGAGCUUACAUGGUUGCGAUCAGAGCUCCAUCUCCCCACAGUCCGAUCCUUUCACCAGGACGUGGUGGAGGCCAAAAUCGCCUGGUCGGUCAGCUGAGUCCCGUUGGUCGACCUGUUGUAACUCAACCGUUACCUCAGCAACAGGUUCAACAGACACAGCAGCAACAUGCAUUGAUGACCAGCCCGCAAGGUAGCAGCAUGAGUCCUUUGGCAAGUCCCACAACGAGAGUGGUGGCCGCCAACAACUCACCUACAACCAACAAACCAAACAGUUACCAGCCCAGAACACAACAGCAACAACAACAGCAGGUACCACAGCAACAGUCGCCCAAAUCCACAACUGAGUUGCAAACGUCACCGCAACUAUUGGCAAUUCCCCUGCAAAAAAUGCCAGCGAUACCAGUACCAGUGCCACAUCAUCCAACGAUCAUCAGCAAAGUGGUCACUGUGCAGCCACAACAGGCCACUCAGUCACAUGUGGCCAGCUCUCCUCCUUUGGGCUCCCUGCCGCCUCACAAGAGUCUCCAUGUAAAUGCCCAGCAGCAACAUCAUCAGGCCCAGCAGCAGCAACAUUCGCCGCAGAUGAUGGCCAAGAUGUCUGCACACCAGCAACAUCAGCACAUGCAGCAGUUCAUGCAUCAGCAGAUAAUGCAGCGACAGCAACAACAGCAUAUGCAGCAGCAACAACUGCAUGGUCAGUCGCAACAAUUGACGCCAGGUCAACAACAUCAAAUGCAACAGCAGCAUCAGGCACAGCAACAAUUGAACCAGCAACAUCAGGCUCAGCAGCACCAUCAAGCACAGCAGCAACAUCAGGCCCAACAGCAACAUUUGAACCAGCAGCAUCAGGCUCAACAACAUCAGGCUCAAAAACAGCAUCAAGCUCAGCAACAGUUGAAUCAACAGCAUCAGGCACAACAGCAACAUCAGGCACAGCAGCAGUUGAAUCAACAACAUCAGACUCAACAGCAGCAAUUGCAGCAAAUACAAAAAGUGCAACAACAGAUCAAUGCUCCCCUGCAGCAAACGUCGCCCCAAGGAGCCACCCACAUGGGAUCUUCUCCGUCAAUGUUUGCAUCACAGCAACAUCAUGCGCAGCUUCCACCACGAGGUGUGCAUCAGCAGCAACAUCCGCAACAACUGUCAAGCAGUCCACCCUGCAAAACAAAUACUUUGGGACAAAUUGGCCAAGUGCCGACUGCAACAAUUUUGACAAGAGUUGGACCCCAAGCACAGCUACACCCACAGCAACAGCAACAACCGCAACCGCAACAGCAACCACCACCACAAUUAGCUCACCAUCAGCAGCAACAGUUGUCUUCGCCAGGAGGCAAUCUGCCUCAUCAAACGCCACUCAAUGUGAUCCAGAAUGCCCCAAAGUUAAUUGUCCAACAGCAUAUUGUAACUCCACCAAAUCAAGUGGUAUCACCACCAGCUUCCACAGCAAAUGCCAUUCACUGUCCCACAAGCCAGUGCAAGGAAAGUCCAGCUUCUGGUCAGAUGGAACCGUCACCAUCUAUGACAGUCCUCAAAACAUCGGAAAGUGUUUCGGUAAUUCGUACACCCACUCCCACCACCAGUUCGGCCGUACAAUCACCGAAGACGGGAUCCUCCCUGCUUACGGAGGAGAAUCUGAUCAAGAUCUCGCAGCCCAAGCAGGAUGAGCUUAUCGAACAGGAUUCCAAGGAAGUAGACAGCGAUUACUGGUCAGCUAAGGAGGUGAAUAUUGACAGUGUGAUUAAGAAGCUAGACACUCCACUGCCUAGUAAAGACGAAAAGCGCCCAGUGGAUAUACAAACAGUUGCACCGGCUCCUAUCCCCAAUUCGCAGCCUGUGGAUAAUUAUAUUGCCCAGGAAGCUUCCCUUCCUACUCCUUCUUCUGUGAGUGUAAACAGCUCAAACGAUCACGACACAGAGGAUGAGACAGAGACCAGACAAUUGCCUCCAUCAAAGCCAGCCACACCCACUGUGGGUAGACCACCGGGAAGAGGAGGUACCGCCAAGCGAGGACGACAACCGAGGGGAGCAAAGAAGCAAGGAGGCUUCCCUCUAAACUCAGUAAUAGCAGCCCCUGGAGCGGAUUCGGGACUGGUAUUGCAGCCAGGUGAUAAUGGAGUGCAAACCAGGCUGAGAAAACCAGUUACAGCUCCUGUGACCAGAGGCAGGAAAGGACGUCCUCCGAGGAAUCUGCUAUUACAGCAACAUCAACUCGAGCAGCAGCAGCUUGAUAUUCAGCGAAAGGCACUGGAAAUGGUUACAGUACCAACACCAACGGCUACGCAACCAGCAGUUCCCACUCCUCCUAAUCCUGUGCUCACAGCUGCCGAAAAGAAGGCCAGAAAUCAGGCUCUGACUCAGGCGCAAGUCCAACACCAAGCCGCAAGUCAAGGAACCAGUCAGGAUAUCUAUGAAUUUCAUGAGGACGCGGGUGAAGAGCCCAAAGGAAAGGCUAACUCAAGUGUUGCGCCACCUGCAGACGACCAAAGACCACGUCUCAUUCUCACCAUCAACAAAACGCAACCUUCGAUUAAGAACAGCAGUGAAAUGGAGCAGCCUAUGCAUCAACAUCAAAAUCAACCAGAACUUGCUGCACAAAUCGAUCCAAUUGGAGGAGACAACUCCGACUCCAACUCCAACACUCGCAAGUCACGCCGUCUGCAGGAGAAGGAGGAUCGCAGCACAGUGGAUGAUAUUAUCGAGGACGUGGUGCGAAAUACCAACACACCAACUGGAGUAGGACAACAGUUGCCGAAAGGCGCCCAAACUCCACCACGACGCUCUGGCAGAAAUGCGCAGGCCAGGAAGACAGAUGCAGUACAUCCCGCCAAUGCAGUGGGGCGCCCGAGGCGAUCCAAGGACCGGAAGACCAUUGGCGAACCGCCAGCGAGCUUGAUGGAGGAGGUAAUCGCUCCAAAUCAAAUUACUGCUCCAUCUACUCCCACAUCUGUACUCCAGCCACUCGCUGAUCAAGCUCAAGUGCAGCCCCAUAUGCCACCGUUGGAUAAUAAAGAUGUUGAACCAGUUCAAGCCAUGGCUACAGCUGCUCCUACACCUGUGAGCGUCACCGUUCCCGUUCCUGUACCUAUGCCAGUAAUGGCCGCUCCCAAGCCUACAAUGCCACAACAUCCUAAAAAGAAGGCCAUUGCGGCAGCGGAGAUUGAAUCCUAUCAGGCUAUCAACUCGUCCAUUCCCAGCGGGGGUCUGCCAAUGCAUCAGACAGCCGCUCCUGCUACCCAAAAGAUCACCGGUGGGGCUGCGGAUGCGGUCAGCAAGGCUCUAGUUGACCCUGUCACUGGAGUCAUUACCGCUGGAAUGCCCCAGGGCAAAGAGGGCAAUCUUCCAGCAGCUACCGCUGCUGCUCCUGCCAACAGCAGCAAUGAAGCUGGCUCACCUGCUCCUCCCUCCCAGCUGCAGCAGCAGCAGCCGCAGAAUCAGCAGCAAGCAAAUCAGCAGAUUAGUUCCACUGUGAUUGCAUCCAGUGCACCGACCCCGAUUACAGCUUUGGGAAAACCCGUGCAGUCCGUGCAGCUCGAGUCCGCGGCAGCAGCUGCUCUGCUCAACAAGCCUGUGAGUGUACUGGUGAAAGGAAACCCCAGUCCGUUGGUGGUUCAGCAGCAACAAAUGCCACAGAUGGUGGCUCCGCCAAAACAACCUAUCGUAUUGCAGCAGAAUCCCCUGCCCACUGUCCUGCAGCACGCGCACCACAGCAAUGUGCGGCCACCUCAACCACUCAAGGCUCACGUGCUGAACAGAGAAAAGAAUCUUCAGCAGCAAAUGACGCCCACAAAGCAACCGGUACCCCAGGCCCAGGCCCAGCCCCCGCAGCAGCAACAGCAAUCACAUUCAGGUCACAUGUUGCUCGCAGACGCCGCGGUAAAUCAACAACUAUUGCAGCCCCAGAUCAUUGCACGUCACCUACAGCAGCAACAACAUCUGCUGGUCAAUGUGCCGCCCCCAGCAGCACACUCACCGAGGCUUCCGGGUCAGCAGCAACAGUUGGGGCCAGGAGCCAACGUAAAUCCUCAGCAGCAGCAGCAGCAACAGCAACAAACUCUGGUAAUCAAGCAGGCAACUUCAGCAGCGGCACCGCAGAUAUUGCAUGUGGUAAGCUCCAAGACUUCGGUGGUGACCCAACCGCAGCAGCAGCAACAACCACAGCCCACUUCGUCAGCAGGAGCUCACAUGCAGCUGGGCAAGCCCAACUUUGGCUACGCAACUUCUGUUUUGCCACCAACUUCGUCUACAGCCGUGCAGCAACAACAACAGCUGUUUAAGCAAGCCAAUCAGCAGAAGGGAGUUCCGGUGCAACUGGCUCCACACGGCAUGAUAUUGCCCACCCAUCCUGGAAUGAUAUUGCAGCAGAAACCGCCAGCUCAUCUGCAGCCACAUCAGCAUCAAUUGACUUCUUCGCCGCCGCCCGGUAAGCAGAACCCCGUUGUGCACAGCCUACAGGCUGGACAGAUCAUACCGGGAAGUGUGGGCAGUCCACCGCCGGUGUCAGCUGCAGUGCUGAAAUCCGUCCAGCAGCAGGUAAACUCCUCCGCAGCAGCAGUUGGGAUGCGCACAGCCAUUCCGAACAUCAGUCCACAGGGCCAGCCGAGGGUAUCGCCAUUGGUCUUACCACCCGGAAUGGCCGGAGUGCCGCCCUUCGAUUCCAGUCUGCAUGACUUGGGCGCUUAUGUCAGUGGACGGCGUACCCAGAGUCCGCCUCCAGCUCAUCAGCAGGCAUCGCCUAUAACACCGAAUGAUUCCACGUAUAGAGGAGUAGCUGCAUCCAGGGACUUUAUGCUCUAUCAGCAUCAUUUAAUGCGAGGUGGAGACUACGAAGACAAGAUUAGCAACAGUCCGCCGUUAGAGUUACGACGCCCUGGCAGUGGACCUCCAAGGACCAUCGCAGUGCCACACAGCUUGCAAAGUCCUCAGGAUCGCACCGCAGCUGACUCACCGCAAAUGGCGCAGGUCUAUGUGCACAACGCGCGAAUUCCACCAGCCCAUUUCAGCGAAAUAGCUUCAAGAGGCUUCUAUGAGGGUGGUGGCUUACAGCUGGAACCACCGCCAGCCCAUCGGCCGACUGCAUCAAUUACCGUGGUAGUCCCACCACAAAUGCCUGCCGUCUCCACCGGGAGUCCGUUCAUCGGACGCGAUGGCAGCGUGCAGUCGGGAAGCCACCAUCACUCAGGCAAGGCAAUGGAAAUUCAGCUUGAUGAGAUGGACCGCUUGUCCAUGAUCGCAGCUGUCGUUAAACAACAGCAGGAUCAUCUACCACCUGCUCUACACGCUGGCAUGGAGCUGGCCGCCCAUCAAGUACCGCCAGCCAUGGCUCCGCCACCGGGUGAUUCGCUGGUCACACUGCUGCAACGCUAUCCAGUGAUGUGGCAGGGUUUACUGGCCCUGAAAACCGACCAGGCCGCCGUCCAGAUGCACUUUGUGCACGGAAAUCCGAAUGUGGCAAGAGCCUCGCUUCCAAGUUUGGUGGAGACCAACACGCCGUUGCUGAGGAUUGCGCAGAGAAUGCGACUGGAGCAGACACAGCUGGAAGGAGUCGCCAAGAAGAUGCAGGUGGACAAAGAGCAUUGCAUGCUUUUGGCCUUGCCAUGCGGAAGAGAUCACGCCGAUGUGCUGCAGCAUUCGAGGAAUCUCCAGACCGGAUUCAUCACAUACCUACAACAAAAAAUGGCCGCCGGCAUUGUGAACAUACCUAUUCCGGGCAGUGAGCAGGCGGCCUAUGUGGUGCACAUCUUUCCGGCUUGCGAUUUUGCUAACGAGAACCUGGACCGUGCUGCUCCAGAUCUCAAGAAUCGCGUGGCCGAGUUGGCGCACCUUCUGAUUGUCAUAGCCACCGUCUAAUCACAGAACAGGCCAAUAACUGGAAAAUAAAAAACCCAACGGAAGUGACGCCCUAAAUUAAAACCGGAUGUUAGACUCUACAGGCAAAUACAACUACUAAAAUGAAAAAGAAACAAACAAACAUAAAAAAGUUACGCUCUUCUAGUAUUUUAAGUAAUUUUAAAUAGCGAUUAAACAAGCAAAAGUUUAAAAAAGCAAAGUAAAACAAAACAAAAAUAACUUAAAGAAGCAGUAACAUGCUAACUUUAUUGAAUAAAUAAAUGCAAGGAAAGCAAAAGAACAUUGAGGCCAAGCUCACAUCUAAAACGAGAUCCCUAAGAGACUCAAACAAAGCGAAAUAAAUCCCUUCAGAUCCCGACACUUUAAAACCAGAAGCAAACCGAUAAAUAUUUGUCUGAAUGAAUAAUUUAACUCUCCCUAAUUUAAACCCUUUAACAAAAGCUUGCAAAGUAUCGUUAAGUUUGAUCUCAAGAAAGAAAGUUUUAUUUUUGCUUAAUUUAAAAUGAAAAAAACACGUAAAACAUGAAAAAAUCUACACAUACACAUUGAAAGAAAUGUUAAAAAAAGCUUAAAAACAUAUUAACUGUUUACUGUACUAUGCAUACUACUACCCAUACAUAAUAUUGAUAUCCGAUCAUAUUCCUAACCCGAUUAAGUUUUGAUUGGUUAAUAACUUUCGACUAGCUCGGUGGGAAAGUCACUGCUCCGCGUUAUACAAAGUUUUCGCCUCCGAACAACCAACCGUUUAAUUUUCAAACAAUCGGUUCCUUGGCUCUAUGGAAUGCCUGCCUAUAAAAAUAUAUAGAAAACGGGGCCUCACAUAGACCCAAAGAACUUCAUAUGAGUGUGGGGUGUCGCCCAUGCUGUCAAGCACAAUUAGGUUUAGUGAUACGCCCAGAGGCUUUUCCUACGAUUACAUACACACGUAUACAUUAUGCAUUACAUUAUCUAGACGCGUAUUUAAUAAUAAUCAAUAUUUUAAGCCAAAUACUUUAAAGCUUAGACACGUUUCGCUUCGUUUCGUGUUGUAACUUUCGCUCUGCACCAGAGUUCCAUUCUCUCAAAAUUUCCUGCAAAGAUAGGGCUUCCGACUCAACGCUGUUGGUCUUUUUGUUUGUUGUCUCCGAUCUUCUGUUUCUGACUACCUUGUCUUAUUUUUUAUUUUUUAACCACCACUGCCACAAAACUAAAGCCGAAAAUCACUGGUCUAAAUCUAACUAAAGGCGUUCCGAUCUCCACCCAAUUGUUAGUUUUUGCGCGCGAAACUUUGUAGAAUGUUGGGUAGUUUCAGGGCCCCUUAUACCAUUAUGCUGACACCCUACAAGAAACAUAAACAUACCCUCACAAUAUGAUACAAUAACCUAUAUAUGUAGUACCCUCUCUGUACACUCCUUUAACUUAAACGUAAGUUUUCACAACCACUUGUAAAUUAUGUGACCGACAAAAUAAUACAAAAAAAAAAAGAAAAAAGAUAAAACUCGAGUAAAAGAAAAAGAAACUGUAAAAUAUUUAAAUUAUUUAGACUAACAAGUAUGAAAUGUAAAUACAGUUUAAUUAGUGUUUAGCGCGUAUUUAGUUGUAUGUUUUAAAACUAAACUAAAGAGAAACUGUACAUUAUAUAACACAAUUAACGAUACGAGAACACAAGAGAUCAGAUCUGCAAGAGGUCGCCCAGAAACAUAAACCGAUACAGAAAAAAUUAAAAAUAGAAGAAAACAAGUAAAAAGAACACAUUUUUCAAGUUGAAACAGAUGAAGCGCUGUUAAACAUAUGUUAAUGUAUAAGUUGUAAGUUUUAAGAGACUUUUUAGUUAUUUCCUAAGUUACUUUGAAGAAACCGAUUAAAUUACAAUUAUUUCUUACA
Molecule: messenger RNA, 19748 nt
Organism: Drosophila elegans
Lineage: Eukaryota; Metazoa; Arthropoda; Insecta; Diptera; Drosophilidae
Gene: spen
Product: protein split ends
Biological process (GO): regulation of transcription by RNA polymerase II
Cellular component (GO): nucleus
Molecular function (GO): mRNA binding
Source: RefSeq, a predicted model, not a curated record